Molecule: messenger RNA, 660 nt
Organism: Dentiscutata erythropus
Lineage: Eukaryota; Fungi; Glomeromycota; Glomeromycetes; Diversisporales; Gigasporaceae
Source: the annotation of a GenBank genome assembly
AUGAAUGCAAAUCUUGUUUUGCGAAUGAAUGAUCUCAUUAAAAAUAGAGAAGGAAAAACAUAUUUUAAACAUGUUAAAGCUCAUAGUGGAGUGCAUGGGAACGAGCAAGCGGACAUGCUUGCAUUCUUGGGUUCACAAAAAGAAUAUCGUGAUUUAAACCUUGAACCAAUUAAGGGAAAGAUAGAUUUGUAUUUUAAAAAAGAUAAGAAAGAUGAUUCUGAGAAUGGAACGGAUAGUUAUCUUUUAGAAUUUUUACGUAUAUUAAACCUAUUGGAGCAAGAUGCUGAUAAGGAAAAAUUAGUUAUUCGAACCAGGAAUAAGAAUAUUUACAUGAUGUUAGAAGAGAAUCUAAUUGAAAAGUGGUUGAAGAAUGACUGGUGCAACGCGAAUAAACAAAAGUUAAAAGCACCAAAGGAUAUCUGUUUGAGAAUCAAUGAGCUGUUCACCAAUAAACUUUGUGCGAUCGAUGAGCGUUACGUCGACGAAGGAGAUGGCGUCGCUUGUCGAUUACAUCAAAGUUUAAGCAGCAAAAAAGGCCGUCUGACAAGACACAACACACCUAUUCUAUGGGCCAUUUCAUGUAGGGAUGAAAAUUGCAUAGUGCAUAUUUGUUUAAUAUACAGUGGAGAAGAGUGUUAUUUGCUCCCAGCGACCGGCUAG